Messenger RNA from Ailuropoda melanoleuca (giant panda), 4896 nucleotides. It is a transcript of the gene ABAT, whose product is annotated as 4-aminobutyrate aminotransferase. The coding region runs from base 577 to 2052 and encodes 491 amino acids. Gene Ontology annotation, cellular component: mitochondrion. Gene Ontology annotation, biological process: GABA catabolic process. Lineage: Eukaryota; Metazoa; Chordata; Mammalia; Carnivora; Ursidae. The record is from RefSeq and is a predicted model, not a curated record. Gene Ontology annotation, molecular function: pyridoxal phosphate binding; transaminase activity. The transcript is spliced from 15 exons.
UAGGGUUUCAGAGCCAGGGCGCCGGGUGCAGGUGGGGCAGCUACACUCGCCCGCAGCCCCCAGGACCCAGGAAAAAGGACAGGAGGUAAUUAAGGUCUGGUGAAACCAACCUAUAGAGACGCCCCCUUUUAGAGACGCGCUCUCCACCCCCCAUCAGAUAGGUUCCCCUCCAUCCUGACGAGGGUCCUCAGCCUCCUCCUCCAUAGCCCCAACCCUCGCUCCCGGCCCUCGCGGUCCGUCCUCCAGGCCCCCAGCUCCGCCGCCCCCGGAGGCCGGACUCUGCCCCCGCCCUGCCUUCCCCCUCCCCCCCGGGGGCGGUGGCCCGUGGCGGGCGCACUCAUUGGCUGCGGCGCGAGCGAGGGCCGGGGCUGGCAGCGCUGAUUGGCCGGCGCGGCUCGGCGGAGCCAGGAAACCCCGCGAGUCGCUGGGGGAAGUGGGGCAGAGACUGGACGCACCCGGAGCUCAGAGCGCAGGAACCUCAAGUCGGAGCCCGGCAGAUCGGAGUCCGCAGACCGGAGCCCGGGCGUGGAGGGCGGAAGCGUGUGAAGGGGGCCUCUGUUCCUGGAGGAGAGGACCAUGGCCUUCAUGUUGCUCAGCCGGCGGCUGGCCUGCACCUUUCAGCACAACUACUGCCUGCUCGCACCCAGCUCCAGACACAUCAGUCAGGCCGCAGCCAAAGUUGACGUCGAAUUUGAUUAUGAUGGGCCCCUGAUGAAGACUGAAGUCCCAGGGCCUAGAUCUCGGGAGUUAAUGAAACAGCUGAAUAUAAUUCAGAAUGCAGAGGCGGUGCACUUUUUCUGCAAUUAUGAAGAGAGCCGAGGCAAUUACCUGGUCGAUGUGGAUGGCAACCGGAUGUUGGACCUUUACUCCCAGAUUUCCUCUGUCCCCAUAGGCUACAGCCACCCUGCUCUCCUGAAGCUGAUCCAACAGCCUCAAAAUGCGAGUACGUUCAUCAACAGACCUGCCCUUGGAAUCCUUCCUCCGGAGAACUUCGUGGAGAAGCUUCAGGAGUCCUUGCUCUCGGUGGCUCCCAAAGGGAUGUCCCAGCUCAUCACCAUGUCCUGCGGCUCGUGCUCCAACGAAAAUGCCUUUAAGACAAUCUUCAUGUGGUACCGGAGCAAGGAAAGGGGUCAAACGGGUUUCUCCAAAGAGGAGCUGGAGACGUGCAUGAUCAACCAGGCCCCCGGCUGCCCCGAGUACAGCAUCCUCUCCUUCAUGGGCGCGUUCCACGGGAGGACCAUGGGUAAGGAGGGACCAGUGCGAUCCCCCAGUGGCACAGCAGCGGCUACAACCCCUUCCCAUACGCNCGAUGCUGCCCUACUAGGGCUUCCGCCAACCACUGUUACUUGCCCCCUGGGAUUGCAGGUGGAGGAUCUGAUUGUGAAAUAUCGGAAAAAGAAAAAGACGGUGGCCGGGAUCAUCGUGGAGCCCAUCCAGUCUGAGGGUGGAGACAACCACGCGUCCGACGACUUCUUCCGGAAACUGAGAGACAUCUCCAGGAAGCAUGGCUGUGCUUUCUUGGUGGACGAGGUCCAGACGGGAGGAGGCUGUACUGGCAAGUUCUGGGCCCACGAGCACUGGGGUUUGGCCGACCCUGCGGACGUGAUGACCUUCAGCAAGAAGAUGAUGACCGGGGGCUUCUUCCACAAGGAGGAGUUCAGGCCCAAUGCUCCGUACCGGAUCUUUAACACCUGGCUGGGGGACCCAUCCAAGAACCUGCUGCUGGCCGAGGUCAUCAACAUCAUCAAGCGGGAGGACCUGCUGAACAACGCAACGCAUGCCGGGAAGGCCCUGCUGAUGGGGCUGCUGGACCUCCAGGCCCGGUACCCCCAGUUCAUCAGCAGAGUGAGAGGACGAGGCACCUUUUGCUCCUUCGACACUCCAGAUGAAACCAUACGGAAUAAACUCAUUUUAAUGGCCAGAAACAAAGGCGUGGUGUUGGGAGGCUGCGGGGACAAAUCCAUUCGGUUCCGCCCCACUCUGGUCUUCAGAGAUCACCACGCACACCUGUUCCUCAAUAUUUUCAGCGACAUCUUAGCUGACUUCAAGUAAAGAAGCCAUUUCCACUACGCUCUGAGAAAGCCCCGAUCUCAACUGUUGUCAAAUUGAUUAGUUUGCCUAAUUCAUGUUUUCACUUAAAGUAUCAGAGGCGAAUGCGUAAACUGAAGGGUUCUUUGUGGGGAGGGAUGUUUGUGGUGGCUUGGGGGGAGGGGACGGGCGGGAGGGGCUGGUUUUGAUUUUCCUCCCUGCAGAGCCAAUGACGCACAUGGGUCUAAGCCCAGAAAAUCUGCGUGAGCCCUGGACAUUGUCUUCGGCAGGGCCAUGAGGGUUCUGGCCAUAUAUGUGCCCACCUUGACCCCAACAGUUUCUUUGGAAGCCAGGCAAGGGAAUGACAGCUGCUCUCGGGAUUGGUGGCUGGGACUCCCGGGUUCCGGUCCCUCUCAAGUGCCAUAUUCUGAUGGAGGAUGCGGGCCGCCUUGCUCGAUGCAGACAGACACACUCUCCCCCUCCCGCCUGGCCCUGGAGCUCUGAGCAGGUCCCGUGCACAGUUCAGCAAAGGACAGGUCACUCAAAGGGAGGAUAAUAGGAACAUUAGGCUGGAGCUUGCAGUGUGGGAAGGGGUCCUGUGGCCUCCUGGCGACUAGGGCUGCUCCACUCAGUGCAUCUGGGGAUCCUCUAAACUGUGAAUUCUGUCCUUGACAGGGCUGGGCCUUGGAGAAUCUCUGGGUGGCAUCACCGGCACUUCUUACUUGCCACCCUCCAUUCCCCCAAGUCUGUCCCCUCUGUUAAAUGUCAUCCCAGUCCUCUGUGGGGGGGAAACGGCAGCCUGAGCAUUCACGGGGACACACAGGAGCCAAAAGGUCAGAAGCACAAGCCAGUCGCCCGGGAGCAGAAGCCCAGGGCCUGGGACAGCAGAGCCACCUCCUCCUGUUUCCCUGGGCAUCAGGGGUCUGACCCAGGACCCCUCGCCCCAGGGGCUCUUUCUCUAGCUUCUCAUCCGCCUCUGCUCCAGCACAGGGAACCAGUUGCUGAACUAGAUUCCUUCUUGAGGGAAGCACCACGAACUCAAGGCGCCAGAGUGGCAAGACGGCCUAAUAGUUCAAGGUGGUCUCCUUGUACUUGCCACUCCAGAUUAGAGAUUUUCCUGACAUAGAGGAGGUAGCUUACCAGGCAGAUGAGAGUUAAAUGCUUAGCUGGAUGGUGGCAGAGGCUAAGGGGCCUCUUCUGGAGGCGAGACAUUCUUGGAACCGAUCUGACUUCCGAUGCUCCUACAAAGAGCCUCUGGUUGUCCCGCAGCAGUGGACUGGCGUUUAGCGGGCAGACCCGGGAGGCCGGGCUGCAUGCCUGCCCCGAGGGAAGCGCUCGGCCUCCCGCUGGCUGCUCGGCUGUCUCGGGAGCCAGACACAGCAAGGUUUUCAGUUCAGCACUUGGCGCUUCUAAUAUCUAAUCAUCCAAAGACCUCAGACCGGUGGUGGUUUCUUUUUCUUUUCUGCUUCCUCAUGGUCCUCGACCUCUGUGUGUAGAGAAGGAAAGGCACUAGCAUGUUUCAUGUUUAACAGACGUGGCCAGAUGCAUGGAUUCUGGCACACACCGUAUCUGAGGUCUGUGCUCGCUGUUGCUUCUCAGAAGGACUUGUGUCGGUGUCAGUGUCAGGCUGUUUGCUCUGCCAGCUGAACGGAGGUGUCUGCCCCCCUCUCUGUGCAGGGUUCCACUCGUUCGUAUGUUCAUCUGUUUAUUCUCUCAUUCCUUCAUGGAACUUUCACUAAGUCCCUCCCCUGUCCCAGGCCCAGCACUAAGUAAGCACUAGGAAUACAACAUGGUCCCUGCUGCGAAGGGACUCACAUUGCAUCAGGGACAACACACUCUUCAACCAGCAAGCCGAGUGGCAAGUGCUGUGACAGGUGUAUGGGAACGUCAGGAAAUCAGAGGGCGUGCCAGGCAGACUCAGGAGAUUCUGGGGAGAAAGUAACACUAGAGCAGGGUUUGGUAGAAUGAGCAAGAGUUCUCCAAGCAGACAAGGCGAGGAGUGUCAAAGAAAAGGGGACAGCACGUUCAAAGCCACAUCAGUUCACAGUUCCACACCUUCCACUGGGGAUCCAGAUUCCACAGGCAAUAUCCCAAGAUUCAAGGCCUUAUUUAACAAAUAAGCCAGAUGCAAACCAAACCAUAAUUCAUUUAUUGGCAUAAGUGUGCUUUCUCUGGAGAAGUUUAGCAUUGGAUGCAAACAUUCGGUAAGGUUCCCAGAGUCCAAAAGGUUUUCAAGCCAGAACGCAACCAGAGACUCGACUCUCUUCGGUGGAGAGAGUGGCUAUAAAUAUUUUGUUCUCUCCCACGGGGCAAUCAUAGAGAAAUGAAAUCGUUUUACCUGGAAGGUCAUUUCCAGACUUAUUCACUCCUUACCAAGGGAAGCUACUUCUCGUGAAACUUUUUAAGCCAUUUAUCAACACGUUCUUGUUGGCUCAGGGCAUCACAUGAGUUCCUGAGGCAUCCUCUUUUGGGGGUGGGGGUAUAGCUGGAAGAAUUUCAAGGAAAAGACUCUCGGCAGGGCUCAAGAUUGUAGGGGAGAGGUGGGUAAAAACGGGGAGCCCAGCCGACAGGUGGCUGACGAGGGCGGGGCCCGCGGAGUGCUUCUGUGGCCGUCGGUCUGGGAAUGAAUCCAUCUCCCAUCAGUGCCAUAGACUUUAGUAACUAUCUCUAGCAAGUCUUGUCACUUUUACAGAAAACAAGGUCGUGUAAUAGCAAGUCUUAGCACAUCCUCACUUUUAUUAUAAAUGGGUGUUUUUUUAUAAUUUUUACUGACACUCAGUAACCAUGAAAAAUUGUGCACAUCGUUAAUAUAGCUGUAUCUCUAUACCUAUCUCUAUACCUAUCUCUAUACAGAUAUACACACACACA